AUGCCUGCGUCCAAUGUGUUCCACUGGAUAGCCACCAACUGGCUUAUCACCGAUCCGGCGCUACGGCUCGAGGAGCCUACGAAAAACUACCAUCCUAAGACUCCAGCCAAUACUUCCCAUAUAUACAUCUGUGGGGGCCGGUUCAAGUCUUCGAAACAGUGGCCGAUACAUGUUUUGGUGUUUUUGGGGAUUUUAGCAGGCGGCGUGUUGUUCUGGGUGUUUGAGGCGUCGUGGCAGUGGCACAAUGUACUGCCUGCUGUGGUUAUAGUGUUUUCUUAUCUAUGGUUCUUGACGCUAAUGUUUAUGGUGAAAACAGCAGGCUGUGAUCCGGGCUUUGCGCCUCGGAAUAUCCAUGUUUCGUAUAGUCCUAGCGUGAUACGGGAAGAGGGCCACCAGGCACCAGACGAGUUCCAUAGCACCGUAUCGCUUCCGUACUUUGGCACUACGAAACCUACUACAGUUAAGUAUUGCGUGACUUGCCAUAUCUGGCGUACGCCACGGAUGAGCCAUUGUCAUAAUUGCGAUUCGUGUGUUUUCGUCCACGAUCAUCAUUGUGUGUUUAUGAAUAACUGUGUUGGCUUGAGGAAUUACCGUUACUUUCUAUGGUUUUUGCUUUUGGCCACCCUUGCAUCGAUAAUGCUUUCAGUUCUUGGCUGGGUCCAUGUUUACCACUACAGGAUGGUGGAGGACCCGGCCGUGCGGUCGUUUUCUGCUUCCAUUUCAAAAAAUCCCGUGUCUUUCUUACUUGCACUAUACGGCAUUUGUGCGUUUAUUUAUCCUGCAAUGCUCCUAGCGUUCCACAUGUUUCUAUCUGCUAAUAAUCUCACUACAAGAGAGUACCUUAAUUAUGUGCGUACGUCUCGCAAUGAGCCCGAAGACGAACGGUAUGUUAAUGUCUACAACACCCACGGCAUGCUAAGAAACUUAUGGAAUCUGUGGUGGGCUAUGCCCCAAGGCAUUGCACUUACAAAUAUCAGAGGAGCAUACAAGGAAGGCGACCUUCGACACGAGCCCUUGAAAGCUUUAGAAUUUGAGGAAAUAAGUCCGCUUCUUUCCUUCUUCAGCACGGGCCAUCCAGCUCCAGAUGCGCUUACAUCUCCAGAUCUGAAGCUAAAUGACGUGGUAGAUCGGGCUAUCAACGCUAUGGAUGAGGAUUCUGAGGGUUAUAAAGAUGCAAUUGAUGCGUUGGUUCUGAAAUAUGAGGCGUUUGACGACGAGAAGCUUGAAGGCAUCAGGUUCAGGAAACCGGUUAUUGCAAGCGAUGGAGCUAUGAAGCUGGGGUUACGUGAACUUCCCGAGGUUUUGAAUAGAUUGCUUCAGCUGACCAGAAACGUGGAAACAGAGGAUCUUGUGGAACAUACAGAAGGUCUUAGUGUGCCUCAAUUGGGUAGUUUAACUACUAGUGUUCUGGAUGAGCAGUAUGAUGAACUUAUUGCUAGGGAAGUUGAGAGUCAGAAGGUCUCGCCAAAACGUACCUUGAACUCUUCGUCGUUUUCCUCGAGAAAAAGGGUCAGACUCGACCCAGAGCAGCUUGCAGAUGCUACUAAGGUUGGUAUAGUUGAGCUGAUAGAUAAGGUGGGCCUUGACGAUGCUGACGAUGUUUUGGAUUCGCUGGUUUGUCAUGUUGCCGAGAAUGGCACUCGUUUACUUAAGCUUGGUGCUAUUAACCUGUUGUUUCACCUUUUUACUCGUCUUACAGAGUCAAACGGGGUUCCUGCUCUUCACCUGGAUUACACACGAAGAACCCAGCAGCUUUGCUUAAAUCGCGUUACCAGUGAGUCUUUAGUGACAUUGGAGGCCAUUGUAUCCGCUAGAUUACUUCUUUUGAUCAUUUCUACUAGAGGUUUGGAGAAGCGUCUUUACAUGGAGACUUACAUUACCGGCAUUGCCGAUUUGGUUUCUCGUGCCAUCACGGCCUCCCUGGGUCAAGAGGAAACCUCAGAGGUUUCAAAGGCUAUCCCAAAGCUUCUUUAUGAUAUCACCAGUUAUGUCGAGCAAGGCAACGUUGACGAACGCAUUUUGACGAAACUAGAGUACGCAUCCUUCGAUGUGAUUUUCAACGAGAACAACGAUGCAAAGUCUUCAGAAUUAAGCUUUUCUCUGAUACAGCUCCUCCAUACCAUCUUCAGCAUAUACGACCACCAGCGUCGUUUCUUGAUUCACGAAAUUAUGAACAACUUUAAUCGCAUUCUGCAUCAGAGCAGUCCCAGCAACCUGCUCCGUACCCCUCUUGGUACAAGUGUUUCAGCAUUCAGCUUGUUACUAGUAAGGCUUAUUCAGUCUUUGGAAGCUGACCAAGAAGCCACCUCAAUUGAGGAUUUCCUUAGGCUACCCAAAUCAUCAAACCCUACAGCUACUGUGAACGCCAAGCGUCUAGCCAUACUUGAGAAACUUGCGGGCAAGUUCAACGAGUCAAAGGUGCUUGCCAAUAUGGUUGCAUCGUUUUGCGUGGAAAAACUUAUAUCUGGCGAAGCCAAUUACAAAGCUGCUUUUAACAUUCUUUUGGAUGACCUUCUCAAGCUUCUUUCUGCACCCGAUAGUCCUGGAGCUGAAACCAUAUUGUCAUCACUCGUAUCUCAUUUUAUUGAAGCGUUGAUGAGAGGCACAAUCCAAACUUCCAAUGAACCGCUUGCUUUAGAUAUAGUUGGUCGUGUUGGGGUUUGUCUUCUUGGCCUCAAGCUAGAUUGUCCCAUAGAGCUUGGUGAUACAGGUAUUUCUAAUCCGCUGGAAGUCAAAGAGCUUGCAAGACUAACCCUGGGAAGCAUGAUGCUUAUUGCUUCUUGCAAAGAUUACAUCGCCUUGAAAACCCUUGCCAGGUAUUCCUCUCUUUUAUCUAAGGCAUCUUCUGGUGUAUCGCAGCAUGGGUUCUUUCAUUCCAGUCCUAGCAAAAAGAGUCGUAUAUCAGAGCACGAGCUUGCUUUACAUGAUUCCAUAGACGAGCUCUUAUCAGGUUUCUAUUUCAAGCCAAGCACCACCGAGAAGGCACCAGAGGUUUACACAAAGCUUAUUCUUGCACUUUCGUUAAAUUCAUUGUAUGACGAGUUCUUGACUCUCUUGACGCAUACCCUUGAAAGUUCGAAAGUUAGACUAAGCACUAAAGCCAUCAAGGUGUUAUCCAAUCUCAUUGAGCUUGACCUGAGCAUUCUUAAGAAUCCAAAGGUGAGUAGCUCGGUUUCAAAGCUAUUGGAAAGUCCUGCUGCCCUGUCAAGAGAUGCUAUUAUCGAGCUUCUUGCCAAAUACAUUUCCUCAAAUAACGGUCUAUUGGAGAGAUACUACAUGCCAAUCUGUGCAAGAACGACUGAUGAAAGUAUUGCUGUACGGAAAAGAGUUAUUCGGAUCAUGAGAGAUUUUCUUUGUUUUACCAAAACUGUUGAGAUCAGGUCACAUUUCUGUAUCAGGCUAAUGAAGAAUUUGAAUGAUCCAGAAGAAAAUGUUAGAGGUAUUGCAAAGGAGACUCUUCACAAUAUAUGCUUCUCUCCAAAAGAGGAGUCUGAUUACAAGUACCCGAUUACGAAGGAGCUGCUUAGGAAGUUGACGGAGACGGCGUUGGAGAUUGCAACCGAAGUUAUAGAUACCGAGGACCAGGGAAGAGCAGAAAAAUCAUUGAAGCUUGUUUCCACGUUCACCAGUCUCGAUAUGGACGUGUUGAGUCAGGAUUACCUCGUAUCGCUUUCGCCUUACGUUUCUUCCUCAGAUGCCAAUGGUGAUAUCUGCUACUACACGCUUAAGAUCUUGAAGUCGGCUGUUCCUAAACGUGCGGCAUUGAGUCUGGCUUUUGUGAAGGAGAUCCAAGAUGUGCUUUGA
Messenger RNA from Candidozyma haemuli, 3804 nucleotides. RefSeq names its product palmitoyltransferase. Bases 1 to 3804 code for a protein of 1267 amino acids. NCBI's taxonomy places the organism in Eukaryota, Fungi, Ascomycota, Pichiomycetes, Serinales, Metschnikowiaceae. Gene Ontology annotation, cellular component: Scc2-Scc4 cohesin loading complex. Gene Ontology annotation, biological process: regulation of gene expression; replication-born double-strand break repair via sister chromatid exchange; establishment of protein localization to chromatin. Gene Ontology annotation, molecular function: chromatin binding; palmitoyltransferase activity. The record is from RefSeq and is a predicted model, not a curated record. The transcript is spliced from 3 exons.